UUAAAAAGGAAAAUAUUAUAAUUUCUAUGUCAAAAAUCUAACACCCACUGGCCAAUACCACAGACUUUCGGAGUUUUCCGAAUUUGACCUAUUUUCCCUAAUCCGUCGAUUUCGAUCGAACAAUUAGGGUUUCUAUUUCUCUCUUCUCUCCUACCCCUCCCUCUCUCUCACUAAUUCUUUUUUUGUUUUCUCUCAGGAAGAUUCCAUCAUCAUCAUCGUCAUCCAUCAAUUUACAUAGAGCAAAAAUGAAAUCGUAAAAACCCUAAUUAAAAUAUUUUCACGUAUAUGACGGACUAAAUCAAUUGAAUUUGAUAUCCUUUUCUGGGUUUCAUUGACGACCAAGUACGUCCUCUCACAGAUCUGCUUAAAAUUUGGCUUCGAUUAUCACUCACAAAACCUAAUUUGUUUUUCUUGAACUUUUUUGGGUGAGAUUUUGGUUCUAAUUAGAUCUAUCGUUGAAUUUGUGAAUCUGACGGAAGACGACGAAGACGACGAAGAAUCCGAAUCCGAAAUCUAAACCCUAAUUUGGUUGUUCGAUUUUUUUUGUUUUUUUUGUUUUCAUUGGUGAGAUUUUGAUUCUAAUUAGAUCGAUCUGUCGAUUAGUCUAACGGAAGACGAAGAAAUAUGAAAUUAUAAAUCUAAACCCUAUCAGAUCGAGAUUUUCUGAACGAUAUUGUUGAUUUCUUAAACCUGAUUUCGAUUUUCUUAAAAAAGGGAACAAUAAUGAAAACAGUAGUAUAUCAUGGGGAAAACUUACUGGGGGAAGUAGAUAUAUAUUUUGAAAACAAUAAGAACAAUACAGAAAUAGGAUUGAUGAAGGGGAUGAGGAUAACUUAUUAUUCAGAAGCAAGUGAGCGAUGUACACCACUUUCUGUACUUCAUACGAUUACCAGUAAUGGAAAUGGUGGACUUUACUUCAAAAUGAUGGAGUCUUCAAACAACAAGAUGCUUUAUUUUCAACAACAGCAAGAAUCUCAGCUUUUUGCUGUGCACGCCACUUGUCUCAGAGAUAACAAGACUGCUGUGGUGCCACUUGGUGAGCAGGAGAUUCAUUUGGUGGCAAUGCGUUCAAGAAGAACAGGCAGUGUAACCCCUUUUUUCUGGGGUUUCUGUGUCAUGCCAGGGUUGUAUGAGUCUUGUCUUGGCUUGCUAAACCUCAGAUGUCUGGGUAUUGUGUUUGAUCUUGAUGAAACGCUAAUUGUUGCAAACACACUGCGAUCUUUUGAGGAUAGAAUUGAAGCCUUGCUGAGGAAAAUAAGCGUGGAAACUGACCCACAACGGAUUGCUGGUAUGAUGGCAGAAGUGAAACGCUACCAGGAAGAUAAAGCUAUACUCAAGCAAUAUGCUGAUACUGAUCAAGUGGUAGACAAUGGGAAAAUCCAUAAAAUUCAAGGAGAAGUUAUUCCAGCUCUUUCUGACAAUCACCAAACUGUUGUCCGCCCCCUUAUUCGAUUACAGGAAAAGAAUAUUGUCCUUACUCGAAUUAAUCCCCAGAUUCGUGACACAAGUGUACUUGUAAGGCUAAGACCUGCAUGGGAUGAUCUACGCAGCUAUUUAACUGCCAGAGGCCGGAAGCGCUUUGAAGUUUAUGUUUGUACAAUGGCUGAAAGAGACUAUGCUUUAGAAAUGUGGAGACUUCUCGAUCCAGAUGCAAAUUUGAUCAGCGGGAGAGAGCUAUUGGAUCGCAUUGUUUGUGUGAAGUCUGGAUCAAAGAAGUCGCUUUUCAAUGUUUUCCAUGGUGGGAUUUGUCAUCCCAAAAUGGCUUUGGUUAUUGAUGAUCGCCUUAACGUGUGGGAUGAGAAAGAUCAGCCUCGGGUGCAUGUUGUUCCCGCAUUUGCUCCUUAUUAUGCUCCCCAAGCCGAGGCCAACAAUGCUAUCCCUAUUCUGUGUGUGGCUAGAAAUGUAGCAUGUAAUGUUCGAGGUGGUUUUUUCAAAGAUUUUGACGAGGGCCUUUUGCAACGGAUGUCUGAGGUUUCAUUUGAAGACGAUCCCAAAGAUAUUCCUUCUCCACCUGACGUGAGCAAUUAUUUGGUAUCAGAGGAUGAUGUCUCUGGUUCUAAUGGAAACAAAGAAUCAAUUUGUUUUGACGGGAUGGCAGAUGCGGAGGUCGAAAGAAGGCUUAAGGAAGCAGCUUUGUCCUCUUCUCCAGAUUCUUCUCUUUCUUCAGCAACAGCUACUGUUAACUUUGAUCCUAGGCUUGCAUCACCUCUUCCAUACACUGUUACUACUUCCAUGACAAUUCCACAGCCUGUACCUCAAGCGCCAAUCUCACCUUUCCCUUCUAAUUUAUUCUCGCAAGCAGGCCCCUUAGCUAGAUCAUUGGGUAACAUUGGUUCUCAGGAUAUAGGCCUGCACAAUUCCCCCGCCCGUGAAGAAGGUGAAGUACCUGAAUCUGAGCUAGAUCCUGAUACAAGGAGGCGACUCCUCAUUUUGCAGCAUGGACAAGAUAUGAGAGAAAACAUGCCGAGUGAACCCCCAUUCCCAGUAAGACCCACAGUUCAAACGCCCAUUGCAGGUCCAGGUUCUGUCCCGGUCCCUGGUCCAGUUCCUGUGUCUGUUCCUGUUCCAGCCCCCGGUUCUGGUCCAGGCCCAGUUUCUGUCCCCAUUCCUAGUCCCAUUCAUGGUCCUGUCCCAGGUCCAGUUUCUCGGGUACAAUCACGUGGGAGCUGGUUUCCAGUUGAGGACCACAUGAGCCCUGGUCCUCCGUCUCGAGUAGCAGCUAAAGAGUUUCCUAUAGCUUCUGAUUUACUUGUUGAGAGGCAGCGUCUUCCUCCGCCUUCAUUUCCUCGAAAAGUGGAAAGCUCAGUUUGGUCUGAUCGUACUUUUAAUGAAAAACAAAGACCACCAAGGGAGGCUUCUCGUAGAGAGGACAGAUUGCGGCAAAGUUAUUCACUGCCUAGUCAUCAGUCAUUUCGAGGGGAUGAAAUUACUUUGAGCCGAUAUUCUUCGAGCAACAAGGAUUUUGAAGUUGAGCCUGAACGAAACAGUUCAUUGGCAGAGAGUCCUUCAGGUGCUUUACAUGACAUUGCAAUGAAAUGUGGAACAAAGGUUGAAUUUAAGCCAGGAUUGUCUGCUACCCUGGAGUUGAAGUUUUCUAUGGAGGCUUAUUUUUCUGGAGAAAAAGUUGGUGAAGGAAUUGGUGUAAGUAGAAGGGAAGCCCAGCGUCGUGCCGCAGAGGCUGCUUUGAUGAAUUUGGCUGAUAGAUAUUUGACUCACAUAAAGUCUGAUACUAGCACACCACAAAGUGAUACAAGUAGAGGUCAGAGUCCAAGUGACACAAAUUCUCAUGAUCAUUCUUCAAGAAAAGAAGAGACUGUAGCACCUUCAUCUGAGCUCUCUAAGCUGGAUGAAUCUCGUGUAGAUGGUUCUAAGAACUCCAUAGGUUCAGUUUCCGCUCUUAAAGAAUUGUGCUUUAAAGAGGGCAUCAGUGUCGAAUUCAAAGUUCAGUCUCCAACUUCAACUAAUACGGUUGACAGAGAUGAAAUACAUGCAAAGGUGGAAGUAAAUGGGCAAGUUUUGGGUAAGGGCACUGGAUUGACAUGGGAUGAGGCAAAGCUGCAGGCCGCUGAUAUGGCUCUUGCAAGCCUUAAAUCCAUGCUGGGUCAAUUUACUAAACACCCAAGUUCUCCACGGUCGUUACAAGGAAUGGCUAAUAAACGCUUGAAGCCUGAGUAUCCGCGGACUUUAGAGCAUAUGCCAUCUCCUAGGUUUUCAAGGAAUGCAUCACCCGUGCCUUGAAACCAUGGUCAUUAAAUUAUCUUCUAUUGUGAUCGUAUGGUGUAGUUGGUGUACUGCUAUGCCACUCCUGUCUACUGGUUGCAGCAUUAUCAAGGCCCUCAUUCAUUCUCCUCAGAGCCCGAUCCCCCUAUCGGUCUUUUCUAAGACACCUAAUUUUGAAGACAACCUCAAAUAAUCGCCCGAGUUCAAAUUUUUUGAUUGUAUGCUAAGAAUCAUGUAUUUCCUACUUUUCACCGGUCGCUUGGAGAAAUUGCCAAUGUUGUUCCCCCAUCACCCAACUCGGUGCAAUGUCACUUGGAGAGGGUCAUUGAUAUCCUGAUUAAACAAUUGAAAGUUGGAGCGUAAAUACUUGGACUUAUAUCGUAACAUCUGAUGUACAGUCGAAGGCUUAUUGUUGUAGAAGAUUGGUCUGACCAAAGCAUUUCUCUUGGCAAUUCCGAGUUAAAUGGUUCUAGCUCGCUGGACCAGAAGAUCAUUUUUGCGGCUUACCAUAUAUACGUGACACUGUCGAAAUUGACCUGGCCGAAUGAUGUUAGAAGUCGGUAACAUUGAUCAAUUUCUUUCUGAUGUAGCAUGUUGUAUGUUAUGAUAACAGCAUUAUAUUAUGUAGCUACUUAGCUAGUAUAGUUAGUUUUUCAUCCUCAAGAUUAGGAGGCUAAGAUAAAUUGUAGUUGAAUCAUUUUUUUUUUUUUUGCAUAUUUUGCAAGAAUGAGCGUUAUCAUAUAUUCAAUGUGUAAGAAUCAAGAUAUUGCCUCCUUUUCUUUUGGGCAGUUGGCAAAGUAAAUGUAUUUAUUGUUGUCCGACUUAUUA
Amaranthus tricolor (Joseph's coat) is the source of this 4548-nucleotide messenger RNA. RefSeq names its product RNA polymerase II C-terminal domain phosphatase-like 1. Bases 724 to 3738 code for a protein of 1004 amino acids. Lineage: Eukaryota; Viridiplantae; Streptophyta; Magnoliopsida; Caryophyllales; Amaranthaceae. The record is from RefSeq and is a predicted model, not a curated record. The transcript has 17 exons. Gene Ontology annotation, molecular function: RNA polymerase II CTD heptapeptide repeat phosphatase activity.